UAUACACGAUCGACGUUCAGCGUCGACAGCAAAUACAAUGGACUACCAACGAUAUUUCAAUGAGGUCGCUAAGUCCCGCAAGCCGUCUCCAAUUCAUCAACUUACUGAAGUGCUGUUGACAGGGCCGCCCACCCUGAUCUCGCUUGCACCAGGUAUACCUAACGUGGACAUGUUUCCCUUUGAGAAGUCAAGCAUUACACUCAAAGAUGGUACUGAACUCAUAAUGACACCGGAGGAGAUGAAGACAGCACAACAGUAUGGUGUCACACAAGGGUUUGGUGAUUUACGUGACUGGCUGAUGGCCCUACAGGUCAAAAUACACAACCCUCCAACGCAGAGCAGAACAGAUGGGAGUAAACUUGAAAUGGUUAUUACAGCAGGGAGUCAACAUGGACUAUGUAUGGCUUGUGAAGAUCUUAUAUCGAGAGGUGAUAAGGUGCUAGCUGGUGUACCAUUGUAUUCUGGUGCUAUUGCAAUGAUGGAGCCACUCGGGGCAGACAUUAUCCCUGUUAACGUAGAUGAUGGUGGUUUGAAUCCAGACCACCUAGAACAGAUCCUCUCCAGGUGGGAUCCAGAGGAUGCCAAGAAAGAAGGAUCAGAUAUACCAAAGCUGCUGUACAUUGUUCCUAAUGGGGAUAAUCCAACAGGUAGCUGUGUUACUCUUGAGAGGAGGAUGAGAAUCUAUGAACUAGCCAGAAAAUAUGAUCUGCUGAUUCUGGAAGAUGAUGCCUACUACUUCCUACAAUUUGGAAAGGAAAAGAGUCCAAGUUUUCUUUCCAUGGAUGAGGAUGGAAGGGUCCUCAGGUUUGAUUCUUUUGCCAAAAUAAUAUCUGCAGGCCUUCGUGUUGGUGUAUGUACCGGUCCCCAGGCAGUGGUGACACGCAUCGUCAUGCAUAUGCAGGCUUCUGUCCUUCACACAAGUGUACUCACCCAACUCACCUUGUACAAGUUGCUCAACCACUGGGGUAUUGAUGGACUCGUGAACCAUGCAGAGAAGGUAGCUGCCUUCUACCAACGCAAAAGAGAUGUCCUACUUGCUGCUAUGGACAAACACUUAACAGGUCUGGCCAAGUGGAAUGUCCCUACCGGUGGCAUGUUUAUAUGGAUCGAGCUGACUGGUGUUGAGGAUUCCUAUGAACUCAUCACCGAGAAGGCUAUGGAGAAAGAGGUCAUGUUUGUACCUGGUAUAGCGUUCUACCCGGACAAGACUAAACCGUCACCAUUCAUCAGGGCCUGUUACUCUGUCUGCUCCGACGAAAAUAUGGAUGAGGGUAUUCGGAGACUAGCUGAGCUGCUGAAAGAGGAGGGGAAGUUCAAGCAGAACGUCGGGAUUUCGAUUUAAUUUCUUUGUCUCUCUUUUUUUUAAACUUAGGAAAAUCCAAUCAAUCCGAUGAGAACUAGAAGGGCAUUGCUUUAUUUAUGCUAAAAGGCAUUACAUCAUGCCAUUAAUAUCUUAAUGUAUACAUCUCUUGAACACUUUAGUAAGGAAUAUUGUACAUCAAACGGCAGGAAUACAUCUCUUCUUUCAGCAGGCCUAAACUUAAAAGGUGUCUAUGCGCGCCCGCGUUAGUCAUCGCGUCUUCUUGUCUACUCGCGCGCGUAUUUCCUUGCGCGACCCAUACGGCGUGGUCAACACAUUCAUGCAUCUAUGGAGACGUCUUGGUGGCGUCACUGCUAAUCCCGUUUCCGGAAGCAGUUCAUAUUACGACUGAAAAUAUACCACUUUAAUAUGAUUGAUUUUAAUAAAUGAUAACAAAAAGUAAACAAUUCCAAAUUUUUAAGCCGAAGUAUAGUUACUACUUUCUAAUAAGUAUAUGUUUCUAGAUUAGUAAAUGCUUGAAUGCUUAUUAACCAAAGUGAUAAUUCAGCAGUAUCUAGUGUUUUUCCAAGCAGAUCUAUUUAUAAUUUUUGUACUCGAUUUUCAACUUUAAAGUCAAACUUCUGUACAUUGAUGAAAAUAUGUUACUUUUAUAAUGCAAGUAGUAGUCUUUACCCCCGUAUACCUAUUACCUUUUAAGGCAUACCAUACCCUUUGUCUGGUGAAGCGCAUUACCGUUUUUACUCAAUUUAUUACCAACAUAUUUGUUUCCAAUAUUUUGUUAAUUCAAUAACGGGGUUGAUAACUAAUCUUUAAAGUCGAUAUUUCUAAAUCUUAUAUUCCGAUUUAGCCUACAAUUUAUAUGUGUUAUCAUAUUCAAAGUGAAAGGUUAUGAAUAAGAUUUUUAGCAAUUACCUAAGUUACACAUUUUACUUAUCUAGCUUAUGGUUUUACUUAAAGCUUUUAAUAGUUAGUAAUUACUCAUUUUUAUGAAUACGGCUUAAUGUUUGUGAGUUCAUUUUUCAUGGACCUUUAUUUACCAUGGGCCGUCAACAAUACAAUGCACUGACAUUUUAAGCGUAUAUUCUUUUUGAAAUUAAAACGAUAACAGAAAACAGUUUGAAAUGCAUUAUCAGUACUUUCAAUUGUAUUUCAUGUGUAGAUUAGUAUAGACAAAGUCUGAAUUACAAUUCAGCCUUAAUAUCUUGAGUUGUCACUACCAUAAGUCAAAGCCGUUGCACUUUAAAAGAAGCCUUGAUUUAUUUGUGGUAUAUUAUCUGUGUGUGUGUUUUUUUAGAAAAAAAUCUCAAAUGUAAUGAAUAAAUCAGGUAUUACUAGUAUUACAUGAUGAUCAGUAUCUCCAGUUUUAUAUGUAAGUAAAGGGAUUAUAUUUAAUUAUGUUAAAAAGGUGUUUUUUUCUUUACGUUAAUAUAAGGAGGACUGAGCAUUAUUAAGACAUUUAACUAAUGAUAAAUGGAAUGUAUCAUACUAACCGGUAUGGUAAAUGGGAUGUUACCUUGUAUAUUAUUGUGAGAUUAUCAUAUUCCA
This is a messenger RNA of Strongylocentrotus purpuratus (purple sea urchin), 2866 nucleotides long. RefSeq names its product kynurenine/alpha-aminoadipate aminotransferase, mitochondrial. The transcript has 12 exons. Bases 38 to 1342 code for a protein of 434 amino acids. Gene Ontology annotation, biological process: biosynthetic process. Lineage: Eukaryota; Metazoa; Echinodermata; Echinoidea; Camarodonta; Strongylocentrotidae. Gene Ontology annotation, molecular function: pyridoxal phosphate binding; L-kynurenine:2-oxoglutarate transaminase activity. The record is from RefSeq and is a predicted model, not a curated record.